This is a messenger RNA of Exophiala xenobiotica, 950 nucleotides long. RefSeq lists its product as uncharacterized. Lineage: Eukaryota; Fungi; Ascomycota; Eurotiomycetes; Chaetothyriales; Herpotrichiellaceae. The record is from RefSeq and is a predicted model, not a curated record. The transcript is spliced from 2 exons. Bases 7 to 861 code for a protein of 284 amino acids.
GACACCAUGUCCGCUCCAGUCUGGCUCAUCACCGCGGCGAGCAGCGGCUUCGGCAAAGCCAUCGCCGUUGAAGCUCUUUCCCGCGGCCACCAAGUCCUCGCCACCGCUCGCAACCCUGCCAAACUAGACGACCUCAAAGCUGCCGGGGCCAAGCUCUACGAACUCGACGUGACAUGGGACUUCUCCCGCAUCCAGGCCGCCAUCGACCUCAUGCACAAAGACGCUGGCCGUAUCGACAUCCUAAUCAACUCGGCCGGCUACAUCCUCGAAGGCGCACUUGAAGAGACAUCCCCCGAAGAAACCCUCGCCGAAUUCACCACCAACGUCUUCGGCAUGCUAAACGUGACCCGCGCCGUCCUGCCACACAUGCGCGCCGCCCACUCCGGCGUGAUCGCCAACUUCGGCAGCCUAGGCUCCUGGCGCGGCGGGCCCGCCUUCUCCAACUACACCGGCACGAAAUGGGCCUGCUCCGGCAUUUCCGAGUCCCUCUACGAAGAGCUCAAACCUCUGGGCAUCACCUGCACCGUCAUCGAGCCGGGCUAUUUCCGCACCGGUUUUCUCAACGCCGGAGCCCGGGUCCAAAGCGCCAAAGUCAUCGACGACUACACCAACACCGCCGCGGGACAGGUCCGCAACGCUCUCACCACUGUCGACAACAAUCAGCCUGGCGACGUCGUCAAAGGUUCCCGCGUCAUCGUCGAUGUCCUUACCAAGACUGGCGUGGCCGAAGGCAAGGACAUUCCGAUCAGAUUGGUGCUAGGCAAGGACUGUGUCGCGACCAUCAGGCAGAAAUGCGAGAGCACCCUCGCACUGCUCAAGGAGUGGGAACCUGUAAUCAGUAGCACCGAUCAUGACGCUUAACGCGUCCCAGAACCGACUGUGGUAGUUAUCAGGAAACAGAGUCGUUUCUAUGUCUCAGAACCGGCUGUAGUAGUUGUCAGCACUCAAAG